Molecule: messenger RNA, 1749 nt
Organism: Didymosphaeria variabile
Lineage: Eukaryota; Fungi; Ascomycota; Dothideomycetes; Pleosporales; Didymosphaeriaceae
Exons: 2
Coding region: 1-1749 (582 amino acids)
Source: RefSeq, a predicted model, not a curated record
AUGAUAAGGCCCCUCACCUUCUACGAUCUGCCUCUGAAGGCACGAAAACUUGUCUACCAUUAUUUGGGCUGGUCAGACUGCACCGUCGACCUCAACUACAACCAGCUAGUCAUAUUCCCGCAAGAAACAUAUCCCGAUAAAGAGCGUGUGGAAAAGAUGUUUUGCUUUCACGACGGGUGGUUCGACAUCACUCAUCGUGAGGAAUACCAUACCUUGACGGAAUAUUGGACAUGUGAUUGGGACCAAUACGAAACGAGGGGCUAUCACUCGCACGAAUGUAGCAGAUACGGUUGCCGCGGUGCGCCAUCUAUCACAGAUUGGCUCAAUGGCAAGUACGGAUCCAAAAAAGAAGCCCCCGAACCGUUGAAGAUAAUACUGGGUUCAAAUCAUUUCCGAAUUUGCCGGAGUAGUCCAUAUGGAUUUGCGCCAUUCUUUGACAUCUCGAGCGACAUGUUGCGCGAUCUAGGCACGCUGACAGUACGUCUUGACGGAGAACCCGUUGAAUCCAUUGAGGUCGGCCACUGCUGGGAGAGACUCGAUCAGCUUCUGCCAUUGAAUCUCGACAGUCGAUUUGGAAAGUACGGACUAAAAGAGUGGGAGAGAUUGGUCCAACGGCUAGCAGAGUGCAUACGACCAGAUUACCUUACUUUAUAUCUCAUAGUCAACGUCAAGGACGCUGCAACUGCACAAGCCGUUCUGAAACCCCUCUACCAGCUGCCUAGGCUCAAAGAUUGCGGCCUUUGGCUCAACAAGGAACAUGUUCCCGAGCUCAGCAUGCUUGCGCAGGAAACUGUCAAGCGUCUAAAAAAAUCUGCCCAUACCGAGCAACCAUUCAAAUAUCCUGAUUUGCCGAUCGAGGUUAGGUGGAGAAUACUGGAGUACUCUGAUUUGGUAUACGACAAUGCCCUUGAGUGGAAACCGCCCCCUUCCAGUCUUGGAAGAGUGCCGCGUCCAUUCUGUAGCUGCAUACAAGACGGUCCUCAUCCCCUGUUUUUGGUCAGCAAACAAGUUCAUCACGAUGCCGUACCUAUCUUCUUCCAACGCAACCGGUUCCUUGUGUUGCCGCCCGGCGACAUUUACGGCUACCGACCUCAACUGUACGAUCCAUAUAUGGGUGUCCCGCCUCCAGAUUACCGGCGUCGCAUCGUCAUUCCCAUGCAUCGAGUAGAGUUAUCGCUCUUUCUUUCUUCGCUCGCUCGGAAUGCUCUCCAACACAUCCGUUAUCUGGAGUGGCUCCUGCCACAAUUUGAGAACUACACGACCGCGCCGAAAUCUGCCUAUCUGGACUAUCUCGACACCAUCGAACUGAUGGCGCAUUCAAUGAAUCUUCCACUGCUCACCCUCGUCGUAGACCUCCGAACCGAGUACCCAUACCAGGACUGGGAGUUGGACAAUUUUUGCUGGCCGCGACGGCAUGCCGCGGAUGGUGCACUAUACGACAGGAUUCUCCAGCCCUUAUGCAGACUCGAAGGGUUGAAGGACUUCUUCGUGUAUCUGCGGCGCGUGAAGAAGCAUACCCCAGGCUAUCCCUGGCAAUUUCAUCCUCGACUAAGGUGGGCGUACGAUAAGGAUGAGAUGAAGUACGAAAAGGCAGUCAUGGGAGCGAACUAUGAUAGUCGACGGAGGGCAAAACCGUGGAUGAAUCGGUUUGAGACGAAGAUGUGGCGGCGUCGUGAGGAUGCGGAUGAGGCUGAAAGAUCGAGAUUGUAUGACUAUAGGGAUUAUGACCCUGGUCUCGAUGAUCGUUGA